Molecule: messenger RNA, 3725 nt
Organism: Mytilus californianus (California mussel)
Lineage: Eukaryota; Metazoa; Mollusca; Bivalvia; Mytilida; Mytilidae
Product: mitochondrial pyruvate carrier 1-like
Exons: 5
Coding region: 1-471 (156 amino acids)
Biological process (GO): pyruvate import into mitochondria
Cellular component (GO): mitochondrial inner membrane
Source: RefSeq, a predicted model, not a curated record
AUGGCUGUAGUUACAACUCAAAAACUACUACGACAUUUCUGGGGUCCUGUUGCAAAUUGGGGACUUCCUUUGGCAGCAUUAGCAGACUUAAAGAAAGACCCUGAGAUGAUCAGUGGUAAAAUGACUGCAGCACUUGCAAUUUAUUCAUCAUUAUUCAUGAGAUUUGCUAUCAGAGUACAGCCUCGUAACAUGUUACUGUUUGCCUGUCAUGUAACCAACUUUUCUGCUCAAAUGAUACAAGGUGGAAGAGUUAUCCAUUAUCAUUAUUUUACACCAGUAUCAGAGAGGAAAAAACAUCAUAUUGAAGUUGUAGAAGAGGAAAUUCAUCACCAUCCUGAGAGAUACCCAGAAAUUCAUCCAAUACCAUUAGAUCACCUAACACCCAGUCAGGCUGAAAAAGAAGUGCAGGAAUUUGACAAGAAAUAUUCUCUUCCUAAAGAACCAGAGCCACAUAUAAAGCCUACAUUAUAAAGCUUUUGACAAAAGUUUAUAAAUUUUAACGAAUUUGUCUGAUUGUUUUAAGGCUGAUUUUUAAAUAAAGGCAUUCCCUCUAAAUACGCAGAUCAAUAAGUUUGAAGGUUAUUGUACGGUUUUAAUGAAAAAAGUGUGAAAGUUCAAACAGAAUUUUUAAUUACUAUGUAUAAUAUGAUAUAAUGGUUGAAGAUGUUACACUAGUUUUUGUGGUUAAAAUAUAGGACUUUCAUGAAACUCACUUCCGAAAGCCUGAAUCAGAUUUUAAUAUAACAAUGGUGGAAUAAUUUUUUUUUUUCUUCUUGGGAAGUCUACUGGUAUAAAUACUGGUUUAGUGCAGUGAUUAGCAAUGGUGAAAAGUAAAUAGAAAAUAAUGUGUUUCUUUAAUUUGUAAACGUUUCCCGCUUUAUAAUUGACUUUGAUUACACAUAAUUACAAAUAUGUAGGAAGGCAAAGCACCAUUAACAAUGAUUAAUCAUUUCUAUAUUAAUAUAAACCAAAUAUUAUCUUUAAAUUAACAGGGAUUAAAAAAAACCUAAUUGUUGAAUCUUCUUUAAGCUGUAUUGCAGUAUAAUAACCUGCUUCAAAUUUUAAUUUAAGAAUAAAUUAAAUGAUUCUGGAAAGGAGUUUCUGGAAAGGGCUAUAUAAGAGUGAAAUAUAAAAUAUCUAUGCUGACAGAAUUUUUAAAAUCGUACAGCAAUGUGCUCCAUGACUGAAAUUAUUCAAAAACAUUGUAUUAUAUUCCAAAACUUAUGGUACCAAAAAUAUUUAAAAUCUUUUACUUGCCAUGAACACAUUAGAUGAGAGAGUUGCCAUCAUAUUCAGUGUUCUUCUCUGUAUUUUCAUAUAGCACCGUAGGUUUGAAAUAUAAACUGUGUUUCCAAAUUGGCCAAAGUUUUAGCACAAAAUUAAUCAAUAGCUAUUUCAUAGUGCCAUAAGGCUCUGGUAGGAACACCCACAUGUUUAAUUGCAUAUUGCCUCUUAGGGCUCUUCCUGAUAUAAAUAUAUGAGAGUAGGCACUUUUUAAACCUUUAUCAGGAAUAAAUAUUGUAUUUGACCUGUCAUAUUAAUAUUUGUCCUACUCUUUAUGACACUGGGUGUAGAUUUUGUAUAAAAUUUGUUUUUGCUGACUUAACUUUUUGGUUCAUCUAUACCAACAACAUCCAUGGAAAAUUCCUAAUUCACAGACUAGAAUUAAUCCAUGGUAUACAUGGUAUUUUCUGCAUUGAAUUAUUAUGUACAUGAAAAUGAAUAUAUAUUAAUCUUGAUCGGCAAUUUGUACAUUUUCCCUUUGAUCUUACUGCCUAAUAUUUUUAAGAUCAUGGACAGGACUUGAUACUAAAAAAAUAUUAGGCAAUGACGUCAUGUAUCAGUGCAGCAACAUCACAUGCUUAAGUCCAUCCGUGUCAAAAUAUCAAUGAAAUUCAUGCGACUCCAUUCAUGCAACCCAACAACUAUCCCAACGUUUCGUAUGGGUAAAAGUAGUUUUUCUCACUAUUUCAUUUUACUUCAUAUUCUCAACCAAAAAAAACAUAAAGUUAAGACAAAUUGCUGAUAAAAAGAAUAAGCUGGUUCGCUUGAUAUUCUUACUGAUAAAGUCAGUAUCAAAAACAAAAUUGCCAUUAUUCUAUGUAUAUUAGCCAGAGAGAUUGCUGUGGCAACAAUCAGUCUGUUUUAGGGCUGUUGGACGUCUAAUAUAAAAGUCUAUAUAUAAUCCAUACAGAGUCCUCGAAAAGUGGUGGUCCGAAGAUUUUGACCACCAAAACAUCGGACCACCAAAAUUUUGCAAAGGACCGACACAAUUUUGGUAUUUUACAAUAAAAAUGAUAGUGAUGACCAGCCGAUUGUCUUCACGGACCACCAGGGAAUUUUUUUUUUUUUUUCGAGAACUCUAAUCCAUAUAACAGACCCAGACUUGGAGAUGCAAGUUUCUGUCUUGAAAUUGUAAAAGAUCUAUUGUUAGUCAGAUCAAUGAUACAUCAUUCCUUUCCUUACUAAUUUCUCCUUGACAUAUUUACAUUUUAUUUACUGACUACCCCAUGUAGUACAAACAAAAGCUUAUUACUCUCAACCUUCCAUUUUUGCCAACAUCAGAGCAAUCUCAGACUACAUCUCUAUAUGAUAAUAACUUAGCACAUAGUAAAGAUGUAUAUAGAAGUAGACAUGUAAGCUUCUGAAAACAGAAAUUAAAAAAACAAUAGUAUGAUAAAUUUUGUCCUCCACCAUGAUGAAAAAAUAAAUUGUGUUGGAUACAUACAAAAGAUGUAAAGGUACUCCAACAGUUUUAGACUAUGUGAACUACAAUCUGUACUAUCAUUGGUGUUGCACUUGCAAAAAAAUAGUGGUACUAUCUAAAAUGUACGUAACUAAACACCCAUAUAUUUAAUACUAAGUAUUGGUAUAGUUUUCCUGAUUGGAAUCACUGCAACUUUUCAAGCUGCUACUCUGUGAACCUUGUAUGAAUGUGAAAAUAUUUACCCUUGAAAGUAGGUCACAGAGGCCUAGUUAUUUCACUCCUUAUUACCUUGUUUGGGUUCAUAUAUGUGUCCUGUAGUCAUGUGUCCUAGUAUAACCAACAAUGUAGAUUCAGGCAGGGCUAUUAUUUUUCCAAAAAAUAGGACCCGGGUAUUUGAAAUACCUGUAACUUUUUUUUAUUAGUCCCCUUCCGACGAAGUCGAAGGGGACUUUAGGUUUGCACCCUGUCCAUCUGUCCAUCCGUCAGUCCGGCAAAUCAGUUUUCCACACUUUUUUUCUUCGUGCUUGAAGAUAUUAAUUUGAUAUUUUGUGUAUUGUUUUAUCAUGACUAGUUACAGAUUAAGUUCGAAUUUUGUUCCGGUCUGAUGAUUUUGUGCAGAGUUAUGGUCCUUGAACUUAGAAAAUUCCCUCAAAUAAUCAGUUUUCCGCACUUUUUUUGGUCAUGCAUGAAGAUAUUGAUGUGAUGAUUGGUAUAUAGUUUUAUUUAUUUAGGUUUUUAAAAGACAAAUUAAAGCAGCUUUAGCUUAGCUAUUAGGUGACGACAAGUUUGACUUUGUUUAUUAAGGGGAUAUAAUCAAUUCAAAAGACUACACAUAGGUGAUGAACAAUCAAGACUCUGUUGUUAUAGCUUUUCUUUUGUUUUGUUGUGUAUUUUGUGCCAUAUGUGUUAGGAUUUGUAUUUUUUAUUUACUACAGAUGUUGAUACAGACAAAAUACACUUUAAAUUUUUUGUUUUAAGGUAUAAAAUGUCAUGACAAUAUAUUAAAUUAUUAAUAUUA